Molecule: messenger RNA, 1611 nt
Organism: Neospora caninum
Lineage: Eukaryota; Apicomplexa; Conoidasida; Eucoccidiorida; Sarcocystidae
Product: putative kinesin motor domain-containing protein
Exons: 8
Coding region: 1-1611 (536 amino acids)
Biological process (GO): microtubule-based movement
Cellular component (GO): kinesin complex; microtubule
Molecular function (GO): microtubule binding; ATP hydrolysis activity; ATP binding
Source: RefSeq, a predicted model, not a curated record
AUGCGACCAACAAUUGAUGUGACAGAGCUACUGGAGUUUCGAGGGGACCACGGCAACAUUCUCGUCGCUCGUCUCCCCCGUAAAGAUAACGAGACUACACAAGGAGUCGUAGACAAUACUAAGCAUGAGCACACGUUCUACUUCGAUGGCAUUUUCACCAUGGAAACGCCCCAGGAAACCGUUUUCCAGACGGUCGCAGUCCCUGUCCUUGAAGGCCUUAUGAAUGGAAUUAACGGUACUGUAUUCGCGUACGGCCAAACGGGCACUGGAAAAACGUUUACGAUAACUGGCGGGGCGGAGAGCUACAACGACCGCGGAAUAAUUCCUCGUGCGUUGUCUUUCAUUUUUUCUCGGAUGAAGCGGGAUGGAUUGGUGCAAUAUCGUGUGGCCAUUUCUUACUUGGAAGUAUAUCAAGACAAGGGCUACGACCUCCUCACAAAAGCCCAGGUCGAUGCCCGUCGCAUCGACGACUUGCAGAAGGCAAGCGCCCUUCGGUUGACGUGGGAUCACAUUCACGUUGUUGCGAGCGACGAUGAAGAAGGCAAUCUCAUUCUGCGCGGUUUAUCUGUCAACCCUGCCCCUACUGAGGAAGAAGCUCUCCAUUUGCUUUUUCUUGGCGACACUAACAGGAUUGUAGCCGAGACGCCUCUAAAUGAUUCGUCCACGCGGUCGCACUGCAUCUUUAUCAUCUGGAUCGAAGCCCGAGAGCCUGGUUCCUCUGUCAUACGGAGGUCAAAGCUGCACCUAGUGGACUUGGCAGGGUCUGAACGCGUCAAACAAAGUGGCGUCAAUCCCGGCGACACAGUUUUCAGAGAGGCCUGCAGCAUCAACCUGGCGCUCCACUAUCUCGAACAGGUCAUCGUGGCUCUCCACGAGAGGGCACAAGGUCGCCGCGUGCACGUGCCAUACAGAAAUUCAAUGAUGACAUCUGUUCUUAGAGAUUCCCUGGGCGGAAACUGUCAGACGGUCAUGGUGGCAACGAUAGAGAACCAGGCUAGUGUCAAUGAAGAAAUCGAUCCGAGCCUGCUUAUGAAGCAACUGAAGAGGGAGAACGAAGAGUUACGGGCUCACCUUCGGAUUCUAAACUCUCAAGUCGGAAGUACACUCAACUGUGAGAGAGACCUCAGCGAGGAAGACAGGCGGAGAUGCGAAGAGUAUGUCGAUGCCUAUAUCGACGCCUAUGACGAAGACCCAGAGGCGCAGCCCUUGCUUGGUCCAGACGUGUGCAAGAUUCGCCUCGCUUUCAAAAUAUUCCGCGACCGCUGUGUCCAGCUGAAGAAGGAGUUGCAGGAAAUCGCGUCCACCGCUCAAGCAGGCGGCUGUGACGCAGACGGGAUUGGACAAAGAACACAAAGACAGGCGAGCCAUGCGGAGGGCAUGUCCUCUCUGGAACCCACGUCGGAGGAAGCUAAGUGGAACUUGCAACUGCGAAGUGAUGUCGCCAAGCUCAGGCUGCAUGUACAACAGAGAGACGCCGAAAUCGCAAUUCUAAUUGAUAUGCUGAAUCGGAACGGAAUCCGCCCAGGGAAGGCAAGGGCUACUGCUGGUGCAAAUUCGCAGCUGGCUGCGGAACUGUCGCUAGACUGCAGUGAGUGGAUGUGCUUGUCUUAG